UAUAUUUUUAUUUAUGUGGUUGAAAUCAACCUUUACAUGAGCAACGUGGCCAAUUUGAUAUUUGCCUCUUUUUAAUUGUCAAAUUAAUCACAAGUUGAACAUAUAGGAACUAAGGUCUACAUCUACCACAUUUAAAAUCUAUAAAUACUAUUGAAAGCAGCUCACCACCACAUAUAAAAUAUCAUCACUUACCCCAUAAAAAUGGAGAAAGGCAAUAAGGGAGUGAAGCUGGUUGGUUUUUGGGUUAGCCCAUUUGUGCAGAGGGUGAAAUGGGGCAUGAAGCUGAAGGGCAUCGAGUAUGAAUACAUUGAAGAAGAUAUAUUCAACAAAAGCCCUCUUCUCUCUCAACUCAACCCUCUCACCGGAAAAGUUCCCGUUCUCGUCCACGACGGAAAUCCGCUGCCGGAAUCCGCCAUCAUCCUCGAGUACUUGGACGAGAGGUGGCCCCACGCCCCGUUGUUGCCGCUAGAUCCUUACGAGAGAGCCCAAGCUCGGUUUUGGGCUAGAUUUGUAGAAGAAAAGAUUCUUGAAUCAACAUGGCUUGCCCUUUGCUCGGAGGGUGAAAUUCAGGAGAGAGCAGUGAAAAUCGCCAUUGAACAUCUCGAAAUGAUGGAAGAGAAACUCGGGGGAAAAAAUCGUUUUUUCUUUGGGGACGACACAAUUGGUCAUGUGGAUCUCAUGAUGGGAUUCGUUGCUUACAUGCUGCCGGUUUGGGAGGAAAUCAUGGCCAUCAAAAUUUUCGACGCAACGAGAUUUCAGAAUCUCGCCGCGUGGAAGAAUAAUUUCCUCAAUCAUCCGGUGAUCAAGGGUGAUUUUCCCUCCAAAGAUGAGAUGUUCACUUAUUUUCAGUGGCGACGUAAGGUUUAUUUAAAGAGGAUCUAGAGCAAUAUGUUGCAUAAUGAGUGAUCAAUUAGUUCUUGUUUGUCACGGUGUUGUAAGAGCUAUAGGGUGCGAUUCUAAUGAGAACCAUUAUUUUCAUGAUAACAUGAGAACAAAUAAAAUUAUUACAAUUGCCAUAUAAAUAAA
This is a messenger RNA of Salvia miltiorrhiza (redroot sage), 1026 nucleotides long. RefSeq names its product glutathione transferase GST 23-like. Lineage: Eukaryota; Viridiplantae; Streptophyta; Magnoliopsida; Lamiales; Lamiaceae. Gene Ontology annotation, biological process: glutathione metabolic process. The transcript is spliced from 2 exons. Gene Ontology annotation, cellular component: cytoplasm. Gene Ontology annotation, molecular function: glutathione transferase activity. The record is from RefSeq and is a predicted model, not a curated record. Bases 202 to 882 code for a protein of 226 amino acids.